AUGGCCCUGUGGACGCGCCUCCUGCCCCUGCUCGCCCUGCUGGCCCUCUGGGCGCCCGCCCCUGCGCAGUCUGAGGUCGAGCACCUGUGCGGCGAGGAUCUGGUGGAUAUGGUGACCAUGAUGUGCGGAGAUCGGGGCUUCAGCAAUCCCACGGUCCCCAUGGAUCUGCCCUACCCACAUGGCGUCCUGCGCCGCAUCUCCCUGGAGGAGCUCCUGCAGAAAAGCGGCCUCGUGGAGGAGUGCUGCAUCAAGGUCUGCUUUUUGUAUGAGUUGGAGAGAUACUGCUACUAG
This is a messenger RNA of Myotis daubentonii (Daubenton's bat), 291 nucleotides long. RefSeq names its product insulin-like (gene INS). The record is from RefSeq and is a predicted model, not a curated record. The transcript has 2 exons. Gene Ontology annotation, biological process: glucose homeostasis; positive regulation of protein secretion. Gene Ontology annotation, cellular component: extracellular region. Gene Ontology annotation, molecular function: hormone activity. Lineage: Eukaryota; Metazoa; Chordata; Mammalia; Chiroptera; Vespertilionidae. The coding region runs from base 1 to 291 and encodes 96 amino acids.